This is a messenger RNA of Colletotrichum spaethianum, 270 nucleotides long. RefSeq lists its product as uncharacterized. NCBI's taxonomy places the organism in Eukaryota, Fungi, Ascomycota, Sordariomycetes, Glomerellales, Glomerellaceae. The transcript has a single exon. The record is from RefSeq and is a predicted model, not a curated record. Bases 1 to 270 code for a protein of 89 amino acids.
AUGGCGUCCGAUGCCAACCAGCGUCGAUGGCCCCUUCACCUCCCAUUCAAGACGAUCGACGCUUCCGGCAUCCGCCCUGCCGCAGUUGGGCGGCCCAGCCGCAUCGUAUCUCCGGCCGCCUCAAAGAUCAGAACCCGCGGCGCCAUAGCUCCUUCCGAGGGGCGCCCAUGCUCGACAAAACGGAUUCUCCGUCCUCCACGAUCGUGGAAACCUCGCGCUCUCGCUUCGCCCGACUAUCAACUCCUUUCCGCCCAGCUGCUCGACCCUUGA